UCUCAGCUCCCGACGAGUUCAGUGUUCUAAAACAGAGCUCAACAAUGGCGUCCUCUGCUCUCACUUCCACUCUCACCCCUUCUCCUCCUUCCUCUUCUUCAUCAUUAUUUACAAAAUCACCCAAAUCUCUCUCGCAAUUUCCAUCUUCUUCACCCGCCAUUUCCUUCACUCACAGCUUCAGACCUUUCUCUUCGAAAUCGAAUCUUUUUGUUUCAUCGACGAAGACCACCCCAGGCCUAGUCGUCCGGGUUCAGACGCUUGACUUCUCCGGUUCGUUCUUCGAAGGCGGGAUUGUAUCCGAUGAUGACUCGUCAUCUCCACCGGGGUCAGGCUUGGCCGCCGUGGAGGACAAAGAGGAGCCUCAAUGCCCACCCGGGCUGAGACAGUAUGAGACUAUGGCGGUUUUGAGGCCCGAUAUGUCCGAAGACGAGCGACUUGCGCUUACCCAGAAGUACGAAGAGUUGCUUGUUGCUGGAGGUGGCAUGUACAUUGAGGUUUUCAACAGAGGAGUAAUUCCACUAGCCUAUGGCAUCAAGAGGAAGAACAAAGCUGGAGAGACUAACACUUACUUGGAUGGUAUCUAUCUCCUCUUUACCUAUUUCACUAAACCAGAGUCCGUUGAAGCUUUUGAAGGGGUGCUGAAAACAGACGACGACGUCAUCCGAUCAAUGAGCUUCAAAAUAAGGAAGAGGAAAUAUUAAUUACAGUCCUCCAAUUCAUUUGUGUAGCUUUUUCAGAGAGAAAUAACAAGUUUUGGAAGGGAAAUUAAAUGUUCUAUACUUCUCUGUAAUAUCAUCAUCAUAAGCUCAUGUUGAUCUAAUUUCCAAUGCCUUGUUAUUCAGAUCCUAUUCGUUUUUUUGUAAACAUGGUUGGACUAAUGAAAUAGGACAAAUUUGUAAUUGUGUAAAGUUGCAAAUUCACUGGCUUUCCUUA
Molecule: messenger RNA, 933 nt
Organism: Humulus lupulus (European hop)
Lineage: Eukaryota; Viridiplantae; Streptophyta; Magnoliopsida; Rosales; Cannabaceae
Product: small ribosomal subunit protein bS6c
Exons: 2
Coding region: 45-701 (218 amino acids)
Biological process (GO): translation
Cellular component (GO): ribosome
Molecular function (GO): structural constituent of ribosome; small ribosomal subunit rRNA binding
Source: RefSeq, a predicted model, not a curated record